Molecule: messenger RNA, 1407 nt
Organism: Ricinus communis (castor bean)
Lineage: Eukaryota; Viridiplantae; Streptophyta; Magnoliopsida; Malpighiales; Euphorbiaceae
Exons: 4
Coding region: 1-1407 (468 amino acids)
Biological process (GO): DNA integration
Molecular function (GO): nucleic acid binding
Source: RefSeq, a predicted model, not a curated record
AUGGCUUCAGAAAAUUUUGUACAGCCAGCCAUUCCACAUUUUGAUGGUCAUUAUGACCAUUGGAGCAUGCUCAUGGAGAACUUCUUAAGAUCUAAGGAGUAUUGGCAUGUUGUUGAAUCAAGUACAACAACACUUGAUAAUGGAGCUAUUGAUCGAUCUAUCCUUGAAACUAUUCUUGGCAAAGAAACCUCUAAGGAUAUUUGGGAUUCAAUGAAGAAAAAAUAUCAAGGCUCUUCCAUAAUGAAGUGUGCACAGCUUCAAGCCUUGAGAAGGGAUUUUGAGACUUUGCAAAUGAAGGAUGGAGAAUCUAUUACUAGUUAUUUUGCAAAGACCAUGGAGAUAGCCAACAAAAUGCGUUUUCAUGGUCACAAGAUGGAGGAUGUUGCUGUUGUUGAGAAAAUAUUGCGUUCAUUAGCACCCAAAUUUGAUUAUGUUGUAUGUGCUAUUGAGGAGUCCAAAGACAUUGAUGCAUUCUCCCUUGAUGAACUCCAGAGUUCCUUAUUGGUGCAUGAGCAAAAGAUGAACAGAAAUUCGUCUACGGAGGAGCAAGUUUUGAGGGCUUUUACUUUUACUCAUUCCUCAAAUUUUAAAGGAAGGGAUAGAGGUAGAGGUAGAGAAAGAGGGAAUCCAGCCAAUAUAAGCCAAAGUAAUGGAGAUGGCAGUAAACAUUUUAAAGUAGAUGAUCAACAAUUUCAAGAACAUAAUGAAGCAGAAACCUUGUUGAUGGUUGUUCAAGUCAAUGAGGAGCAUAACUCAGAUAAGUGGUAUAUGGAUACAGGGUGCACCAACCACAUGUGUGGAAGUAAAUCUUUCUUUUCUUAUUUAAAUGAAGGAUUUCAUUCUACUGUGAGUUUUGGUGAUUGCUCUACUGUUAAUGUAAUGGGAAAGGGUGAUAUUAAAAUCAGAACUAAAAAUGGUUUUAUUGAGACAAUUUCCAAUGUUUUUUAUGUUCCUGACUUGAAAAGUAAUUUGUUAAGUGCUGGUCAAUUGCAAGAAAAAUGUUAUGUAAUAACUAUUCAACAUGGUGUUUGUGAGAUAUAUGAUCCCUGUAGAGGAGUUAUUGAUGUUAUUCAAAUGAGUUCUAACAGAUUGUUUCCUUUGAAAAUUGAAAGUAUUGAAUGUUGUUUAAUAGCUGAAGAGAAAUCAAAAGCUUUUGGUGCAUUUAAAAGCUUUAAGGCUCGUAUGGAGAAGGAAACGGAGAAAACCAUUAAAACUCUCCGCACUGAUCGUGGUGGAGAAUAUUGCUCAAAAGAAUUUGAUAUCUUUUGUGAUGCACUAGGUAUUCGAAGGGAACUUACAAUUGCCUACACACCACAACAAAAUGGUGUGUCGGAGAGGAAAAAUAAAACCAUCCUCAACAUGGUGACAAGCUUGCUGACAAGAGGAAAAAUUCCUAAGAGUUUCUAG